Messenger RNA from Tyto alba (common barn owl), 3581 nucleotides. Its product is annotated as tetraspanin-4. Lineage: Eukaryota; Metazoa; Chordata; Aves; Strigiformes; Tytonidae. The record is from RefSeq and is a predicted model, not a curated record. Gene Ontology annotation, cellular component: membrane.
AGGCUGUGGAAUCCUUGGAGUAGGCAUCUGGCUGGCUGUUACCCAAGGGAACUUUGCCACCCUCUCCUCUUCUUUCCCAUCCCUGUCAGCUGCCAACCUACUGAUCGUCACAGGGACGUUUGUCAUGAUCAUUGGCUUCGUGGGCUGCAUAGGCGCCAUCAAAGAAAACAAGUGCCUCCUGCUGAGUUUUUUUAUCAUGCUGUUAAUUAUAUUGUUGGAGCUCACUGUUGCGAUUCUGUUCUUCGUCUACAGCGACAAGAUUGACAAGUAUGCUCAGCAGGAUCUGAAGAAAGGGCUUCAUUUGUAUGGGACCGAUGGAAAUAUUGGCCUAACUAAUGCAUGGAGCAUCAUUCAAACAGAUUUCAGAUGCUGUGGAGUCUCCAACUACACCGACUGGUUUGAAGUGUACAACGCAACCCGGGUGCCGGACUCCUGCUGCUUAGAGUUCAGCGAGAACUGCGGACUCCAUUCCCCAGGGACCUGGUGGAAAGCGCCUUGCUACGAAACAGUGAAAGUAUGGCUCCAGGAAAACUUACUAGCAGUGGGAAUCUUUGGAUUGUGCACAGCUAUGGUGCAGAUUCUCGGACUCACCUUUGCAAUGACCAUGUAUUGUCAGGUAGUCAAGGCAGACACCUACUGUGCAUAGACACCAUUCCCAAUCUUUCUGCUCCUCCUCCAAAGGACACAGGAGAAAUCUCCUUCAUGCUCAUUCAUCUGACUUUUUUUUUUUUUCUCCCCCCCUUUGUACUAUAAACUGUGUAUAAUGCUAUCUUUCUGAAGAUUUUGUGAAUCACCCCACUUUACUGAAGGAGGAAAAAAAAAAGAAAAAGUCAGUACUUGAACUGGCACAGGUAAGAAGCAGCCUUGUCUUUCAACAGAAGAAAACCUCCAAAGAGCAGUGGUUCCUCUUCCAUGGCCUGUGGCAAAGGCAAAAGGGGCUGAUCUGCAAACCGACCUUAGGAAAAAGAUUCUACUGAGGCAACCUCUGCCAAACCUGCCAGGUCGCCUUCCUGCAUUUCAUGGUCUAGAAGAGAGGGCACAGAAAAUGAGUAGCCUUCAGCAUGGAAAGAAGUUACAGAGUAGCUAGCACUAAAUGCAAUUGUAAUUUUACUAUGGUUUGCACACAGCUAAACAGCAAGAUCAAGCAGCCCUGCCUCCAAGUGUCUCAAGAUGAUUUUGUAGCCAGGAAAGGAUCAUCUGCAGAAAUCUGUUAUUUUAAAGGAGUAUUUUUAAUCCUAUGUGCUGCAAAGUCAGGCUUUUAAUCAGAAUCUGUACAGUGAGAUCUGGCUGUUAAGGGAAAACAAUAUUGGACAUUGUCUCACUUAUUAAUCGCCAGGGGCAUAUAGAUGGUUUACUGUAUAUGUAAUAUAUAUUACAUUCAUAGCCACAUGCUGUUCUGAAAGGAGGUGAAACUGCCCAGCAUCUAACCUCAGAAAGAGGGAACCUUUCUAUUCCAUUUUACAUUCCAACUGAAAUAACCGAGUAUGAUUUCUUGUAGAAGGCACUAUCACUUAUACCUCUGGGAAACAAGUAAUUACUUUCAGCUGUAUCUUCAUUUCAGUAAACAACCUGUGAGUGGGCUCUUGCUGUCAUUCUACUAUGGUUUUAUUUUUUUAUCAUCCCUGUUUCAAGUUAGUCUGCCAAAAAAUACCACUCAUUUCCACACUUGAAGAUCCAUACAAAGCUGUCAGCUGUUCCUUCCCUGAAUGUCACCAUUUCAUUAAUUUACUUUGGGAUAGCAUCAUCUGCAGGUAUGAUAAGAGUUUGCCUUGCUGAGGAAAAAUCUUUUGCACACUGCUCAUUUUUCAGAGAGUUAUUAAGACUUUGGAUGUUUAUGCUUAGUUGUUUGGUUUUUUUCUUCUUUCUGCUGCAUGCUUACAACAGCCAAGACACAUCGGUCUUUGUUAGAACUGGAGUCACCUCUCAGUUCAGUGUUCCUCCACCUGGCUGUUGGCUAUAAUACGCCCCACACUUUCUGGAAUUUGCAGAAAUCAAAAUCAUAACUUUCCUUAGCCAGAAAACAGCCACCACUUGUCCCAUUUCCCCACCCUGCACUGGUAAAUGGAGUAAUUCACCUAGUACCCCUCUGUGCGCACCUUCUAGUAACGAAGUUAAGAUUCAGGUGUUUCCCAUCCUUCAAACAAACAAUUCCCUAUCAGCAAGCGGCCCCAGAAAACGCGCAGGUGAGAGGGAGAAGCAGAAGCAGCCCAGGGAAAGGGCACAGCUGGGGACAGGCAAACAGGCCCCGAGGGCCUCGGCUGCUGCCAGCAGCCCAGAGGUACAACCCACCACCCUGCCCUGUUUCCCCCCCCAGCUGGAGGCAGCCGUUCCUACUGUGACAGACUAAGCAGCACACAUCAAGUUCAGGCAAAAAAAAAGCUUCCCUGUACCUUUACCACUUACAACAGCAGGUCUCAGCCGCGAGUGAAAUGUUGCUUACUUGGAUUUUAAGGCAAUUUCCAGCAGUUAAAGCUGGACUCACCAACCCACAGCCUAUUGAACAAGCUCCUUAACACCUGUAAGUAACCAACCCUUUUCUGGUCCUGCACCAUUGACAAAUACUACUCUCACAGCUUAGGUUUUAGAUUGGUUUUUUUUUUUUUUCCCCUCUUUGCUGACUUCCUGCACUCUUCUCACCCUCAGGCCCAAAACUACUCCACAGGGAAGUGCUUAGGACAGUCUGGUGUGUGAAAGAGCAAAUACCUGAUGGAAUCUUGCCCCCCACCUUUAUGCAUCAACCUCAGUAGCAUUUAGCUGUGCAGGCGAAGUUGACAGUAAAGCAUUACUUGUGUGCAUUUUAUGUGGCUCCCCAAUCACUCACCAUCACUGACGCAUCUUACUGGCUAACAAGUCUCGACAAAAGUGAACAGACUGACCUCAACCCAAGACAGAGUGGAGUAACGGAGUGAGUAGCCCACACCCCAAGCAUGAGACUUACUCUUGGCAUUACAAUCAUGCCAUGGCAUAUAGUUUGUACACACAGGUGCUCCUGCUGACAGCUCAGAGAUUCCAGCACUGAAAAGGAGCAUACGAGUGGUGAAUAGCUUAAUAAAACAUUGAUUUUUUAAGAAAGAUAAAAGGUAGACAAGUCUAUUUGUAGUGAUCCCUGCCAUUAAAAAUUAACACCGAGACAGCAGGCUGCUGAUGGCUCAGUUGGUAAGAGCAAACUGUUGUGCAACAGAGCUCCCCCAGAAGGCAACUCUCAUCAGUUUGCCUGGUGCUGGCGGAGGGAGAGGAGAGCUCAAACCCUCCUCCUGUGAGUCUCCCGCUAAUAUGUGCUGGUCUCUGAGAGAAGACUGCUAGACUUCACCUAAACCUACAGACCAGAGUGAGAGACAGAGACAGACUGAAGACAAGGACCCACAAAGUGUGAUGUCUGAUCAUGUUCCACAGUUUAGGUGGCUUUACAACAAGAUAAACUGCCUCAGUUUUCAAAAACAUGUAGCUGUAGGGAGUAUAAGCAACAGUCACUUUGUAAAUCCCAGUCACUGCAACAGAAACAUAUGGCACUGCUGAAAAGGAGGAAAGAAAGAAAGAGAAAAAAAAAAAAAAAACAAAACAACAAAAAACAGACCACACAU